This is a messenger RNA of Dromiciops gliroides (monito del monte), 3705 nucleotides long. RefSeq names its product DENN domain containing 2D (gene DENND2D). Lineage: Eukaryota; Metazoa; Chordata; Mammalia; Microbiotheria; Microbiotheriidae. The record is from RefSeq and is a predicted model, not a curated record. The transcript has 12 exons. Bases 1831 to 3273 code for a protein of 480 amino acids. Gene Ontology annotation, cellular component: cytosol; nucleoplasm.
UGGCAUAGGUCCCAGAUGUAACCGGUCUAAACUGAUUCCCAACAAUCUAUGGUUAAAUUUUCAGAGUGAGCAUUUACUCCUCUAAAUUGGCAAAUAUUACCAAUCAGAGCUUAAUUUGUUGUUUUGUUUAUUGUUUAGACUUAAGAAAGUGAUAGAGAAAAUGAGAAUAAUGUAGUUUAUAAUGAAAAUGUUGAAAAUGUCUUUUUUUUUGGAGUUGGCUGUAAAACAUUUACCAUUACAACCCCUGAUCUUCCCUCUACCUCAUGAUCUCCUCUCCCAUGCUAGGCUGGCCCAUUUUCAGCAUAUAAUAGAAGGGAUUCCUAUCUAGGUAUGGGUUAGAUUAGAUGCACUCUCGAAGGUCCUUCCAACUCUGACUUUCUGUGAUUCUAAUUUUUGUGAUUCCUUCCAACUGAGUCAUCUUGUGUUUGAACAAAGUCUUUUAUUUAGAAGGAGGAAAAAAGCCAAUUUUGGGGUAAUGCUUGUUGAAGUGUCUCCGGGCACUGGACUCGUUCAGUUCUUAGUGAUGCCAGGCAGGGCUCACCCUAGGGACACAGCACUGGGGCUGUUGCCAGCCCUGCUUGAGCAGGAAAAUUUGGUUUGUCUUUUCAUCAAAGCCCCCAGAAGAACAUCAGGAACUCCCAUUGAGAGUAUUCCACUGAGGCUGAGAACUCACAGUUUCCUUAGAUAGGGUCAUGUAGCCACCUAUCAAGUCUUUAUAGCCCCAGCACUUGUCACAGUACCUGACACGCUUAAUAAAUGUUUGUUAAAUGAAUGAAUGAACGAAUAAACCAACGAAUGAACGGACGGACAAACGAACGAAUGAAUGAAUGAAUCAUUGCUUCCUGAAUUGAGCUGCUAGAUAGUUCGAUGAAGUCUUGGAGCAAAGUACCACUAUUCUGGCUGGUAAUCCCCCUGUGUCAUAUAGAAAGUACUGGGGUGGAUGUGAGAGGACUGCAAACAAUUGGCUACUUCUCCAGCCAGCGUGGCAGGGGCUCCUGAUGUCAUUUCCUUGUUGGAACAGCAGAAGACUGGCGGGAACAGGGCCCAGAGUUGGACUCUGAUCUGUGUUUCAUCAUCACAAGAGGCACACUUAAGUCUCUCGUUGGUUGAUGGUAAUUGCCAAAGCUUCUCUUCCUGGUCAGAACCUUUAAUUGAUUUAGAUAAUUAUUGGACUAUAAUUGUUCUAUUAGCCACAAUUGGGGGCAACAGCCAUCCCAGCUGCAGUAAAUACCUAGCUCCUGUGUUCUUGGUUUGAACUUGAAAUCCCGGAAGACCCAGAGAGCAAUGUACUUUUAGGGGGUUUUGUUUGUUUUUUGUUGAAAUAAAUAAAAGGUCAAGAAUGAAGACGUCCAGACUUGAGAUCCCUAUCCCUGAGCUGAACAGGUUCUCCUGCAUGAAAUUAGAUGGAUAUCAGUAUUUCUCAGUCAUUCAUCAACCCCAUUUCAGGGUUGUAAAUAAGCUCAUUGCACAAUCUGCAAACUGCAUGGAGGCACUUAGCCUGGGAGCAGCUGGGUCUUGGAGGUGUUUGCUCAUAACCUUUUCUCUCACCACACCCGGAGGCUCUUGGGAGGAGCUGAUGUUUGAACUGCUCUGCCAAGAUGCUCUCUUUGUCAGGACUGGGGCUCUGCUGCCUUCCUGGGUCCUGCCACAUCCUUCUCACACAGCUCGUGGGUACACGGGGAGGGAAACGGAUCUCUUCUCUCAGGGACAUGGUGCGUAGGAUUUCAGGGGGAGAUUUAAGCUGUGGCCUCUCCCAGAGAGGCCUUGAUGGGUACAUCCUGCAUUUGGGGAAUGUAGGACCUCGCUGUUGAUGCCUCAGGCGCUGGGAAGAUGGAUAGACCUCGGGUUGGCAGAGUAUUCAAACUCUUCAGUCCUUGGCAGCCCCGAAGAUCAAGAUGGACAGUUCCUGCUGAGGAAGCCCAAGGAGAAGGCAAAAAAGAAACAGAAGAGAACAUCCGAGAGGCCUCCCUGUCUAACUACUCAGGGGGACCACACUUUUUUGAAUAUCUCUUUGUGGUUUCUCUCAAAAGAAACCAUUCAGGGCAUGAUUAUGAGCCCACUAUAACCUACCAGUUCCCAAAGCGAGAGAACCUGCUCCGGGGCCAGCAGGAGGAAGAGGACCGACUGCAUGGGGCCAUUCCCUUGUUCUGUUUCCCUGAUGGCAACGAGUGGGCGCCUCUCACUGAAUAUCCCAGGGAAACAUUUUCUUUUGUUCUGACCAACAUGGAUGGGACCAGGAAGAUUGGCUACUGCAGACGACUCUUGCCCGCUGGCGGUGGCCCCCGGCUCCCGAGAGUGUACUGCAUCAUCAGCUGCAUCGGCUGCUUCAGCUUGUUCUCCAAGAUCCUGGACGAGGUAGAAAAGCGGCAUCAGAUUUCUAUGGCUGUGAUCUAUCCAUUCAUGCAGGGUCUUCGGGAGGCUGCCUUUCCUGCCCCUGGGAAGACAGUCACCCUCAAGAGCUUCAUCCCUGAAUCUGGGACAGAGUUCAUCUCCCUGACACGACCCCUGGACUCCCGCUUGGAACAUGUGGAUCUUCGCUCUCUGGUGAGAUGCCUGAGUCAUGAGCACAUCCUACAAAUCUUUGCCUCUGCAGUCCUGGAAAGAAGAAUCAUCUUCCUGGCAGAGGACCUCAGCACGCUGUCCCAGUGUAUCCAUGCUGCUGCCGCACUGCUCUACCCCUUCAGCUGGGCUCACACCUACAUCCCCGUGGUCCCUGAGAGCCUUCUGGCCACCGUCUGCUCCCCUACUCCCUUCAUGGUUGGAGUCCAAAAGCGGUUUAUUCAGGAAGUUCUGGACAGCCCCAUGGAAGAGGUUCUGCUGGUGGAUCUGUGUGAGGGCACCUUCUUAAAAUCAGUUGGAGAUGAAGGGGAUGUCUUACCCCAGAAGCUGCAGAAUGACAUUUUGUCUUCUCUUGCCCAGGGGAAUAAUGACUUGCAGACUUUGGAGCAGGUCAACGAGCACGUCUCAGGCCCCUUCGUGCAGUUCUUCAUCAGGACUGUGGGCCACUAUUCCUCCCACAUCAAGCGGGGACCAGAUGGGCAAGGCAAUUUCCAGGAGAGAGCUUUCUGUAAGGCCCUGAGCUCCAAAGCAAGCCGCCGGUUUUUGAAGAAAUUUGUAAAGACGCAGCUGUUCUCCCUUUUCAUCCAGGAAGCAGAGAAGAGCAGGACACCCCAUGCAGGGUACUUUCGACAGAAAAUCACUGAAUACGAGGAACAGAAGAAACAGAAGAAACCGAAGGAACCGAAGGAGCCGAAGGAAAAGACAGUGAAAUAAGUCAUGUGGGUGGCAAGGAGUGACUCAGCCUGCAGCCCAGCUCUGCCUGCAGUGGACUUGGACUCUGUCCUGAGCCAGAGUUGGUUUCGUCUCGGGACCCCAGGAUGGUCAAGGACCUUUGGCAGCCAAACCCUGUUUCCAGCUGGUACUUGGAACUAGUGCCUCAGUCUUUUCCUGGGAGCUCUGACCCCUUGUUUUCUGCAAGGGGUGCCAAACUGGGCAGUGAUUAGGCAAUAGCCGCUGUGACCUCCCCCGCACUGGGUAUUCUCUGUCCUAGAAAUUCUGAACCUGGUGCUUUGCUCCUUGCUUAGGGAUGACGAUUCUCAGUGCUCAGUACUAGAAGCAGAGAUCAGCUCUCACCCAGAGGUCCAAACCUUUAACAAAACCAAACCUGUGAGAAUGUGAAUAAAGGUAGAAAAUGUUUGUGUUAUU